UGGGGCGUGAACUUAAGAGUUGACAUGGAAAAAUACGACCACCGGAAUUUAGCUUGGUAACGUGCGUCUUAACCACCUUCACAUUAUACCUAUGGUGUCGGCUUAAAGCAGCUUUACUCAUCAAAACACUACCCAUCAUUCUACCUUCCUAAAGUGUACCCAGCAGCUGUUUGUGUCUGGCCGUGGUUCAAGAAGGUCCGAUCUGUUGUUGCUGCUGCCGAGUCUUCAUUUGAGAAGAGGAGGCUGAUAUUCAUCCCUCAAGUUCCCAGGGAUACCUCAGCUUGCCCUGAUGAAAGCCGAGCAAGACGGAGACCUCCUCGAAGAGGACUCUCCUCAGGACAAUGGAGUCCAGACAAACCAGUACAGCUCCAUCUCUCCUCCAGCCUCACCUGUGGCCCAGGAGGAACCUUUUUCUACAUACUUUGAAGACAAGGUGGCCAUUCCCGAAAGUGUCAACCAGGUAUUCAGUUUUCGAAAACUCUGGGCCUUCACUGGACCAGGGUUUUUGAUGAGCAUUGCUUACUUGGAUCCAGGAAACAUCGAGUCUGACCUGCAGUCUGGAGCUAAAGCAGGCUUUAAGCUCCUGUGGGUGCUACUUGUGGCCACCAUCAUUGGGCUGCUGUUGCAGAGGUUAGCUGCACGCCUUGGGGUCGUCACUGGGAUGCACCUGGCUGAAGUCUGCAACCGCCAAUAUCCCACAGUUCCUCGGGUCAUCCUUUGGCUGAUGGUGGAACUGGCAAUUAUUGGCUCAGACAUGCAGGAGGUCAUUGGCUGUGCCAUUGCUCUCAACCUUCUCUCUGUGGGAAGGAUUCCGCUGUGGGGAGGAGUCCUCAUCACCAUCACAGACACUUUCGUGUUCCUCUUUCUAGACAAAUACGGCCUGAGGAAACUUGAAGCUUUCUUUGGAUUUCUCAUCACUGUAAUGGCUCUUAGCUUCGGUUACGAGUAUGUGCUGGUAAAGCCAGAUCAAGGGGAACUUCUGAAGGGGAUGUUCUUACCUUACUGCGCCGGCUGUGGGCCUGUGCAGCUGGAGCAGGCAGUGGGCAUCGUAGGCGCUGUCAUCAUGCCCCACAACAUCUACUUGCACUCAGCGCUGGUCAAGUCUCGAGACAUCGAUCGGAAAAAUAAGAAGGAAGUAAAGGAAGCCAACAAGUACUACUUCAUUGAGUCAACUAUUGCUCUCUUCAUCUCCUUCCUCAUCAACGUCUUUGUCGUAGCGGUCUUUGCUGAGGCCUUUUACAAUAAAACCAAUAUGGAAGUGCAUGAAUUUUGCAAUAAAACUGGCAGCCCUCAUUCAGAUCUUUUCCCACAAAACAACAACACACUGGAGGUGGACAUCUACAAAGGGGGAGUGGUUCUGGGCUGUGUCUUUGGCCCUGCAGCCCUCUACAUCUGGGCAAUAGGGAUCCUGGCAGCUGGACAGAGUUCCACCAUGACAGGCACUUACUCGGGGCAGUUUGUUAUGGAGGGUUUCCUAAACCUACGGUGGUCCCGUUUUGCUCGGGUGCUGCUGACCCGCUCCAUCGCCAUCACGCCAACACUGCUGGUAGCCAUUUUUCAGGAUGUUCAGCAUCUGACAGGGAUGAACGACUUCCUCAACGUGCUUCAAAGCAUGCAGCUUCCGUUUGCUUUGAUACCAAUUCUGACCUUCACCAGUCUGACAUCCAUAAUGAACGACUUUGCAAACGGAUUGGUGUGGAAGAUUUCUGGAGGCGUCGUCACCCUGGUGGUUUGUGCAAUCAACAUGUACUUUGUUGUGGUUUACGUCACAGCACUGAACAGUGUGCUGCUCUACGUGCUUGCUGCUCUGUUCUCCAUUGCCUAUCUGUGCUUUGUGGGCUACCUGGUAUGGCACUGUUUGGUUGCUUUGGGAGUUUCUUGCCUGGACUUUGGCAGCAGGACACAAAUGGGAUUCUCUCGGCACACAGACAUUUACUUACUGAGUGACAUGGACACUGAUAAUCUGGUAGAGAGAUAGGAGGACACACAGUGAACUGUGGCGAGGACGACCUGGCGACCUGAAGCAUGGGACCACUGAAUACCGGCCAGUAUGUGUUUUUCGUCUUCACCUCUCUGUGCCUGACGUGUUAUUUUGAAGUGUCCUUACAGCACACAGUGUAAAGCGCCCACAGAUGUCCACUCCUGUUCGAAACAACGAUGGAUGCUCUUCAUCACAAACGUCUCAACAACCUCAGCUAAAUAAUGUUUAUGCAAAUAAUGGUUAAAUAUCUGGGCUCCAAAGAACUGGACCACUACAAGUGAAUAAAACAAUGACUUCA
Morone saxatilis (striped sea-bass) is the source of this 2279-nucleotide messenger RNA. RefSeq names its product solute carrier family 11 member 2 (gene slc11a2). Gene Ontology annotation, cellular component: plasma membrane. Gene Ontology annotation, biological process: metal ion transport. The coding region runs from base 290 to 1978 and encodes 562 amino acids. The record is from RefSeq and is a predicted model, not a curated record. Gene Ontology annotation, molecular function: cadmium ion transmembrane transporter activity; manganese ion transmembrane transporter activity; iron ion transmembrane transporter activity. The transcript is spliced from 18 exons. NCBI's taxonomy places the organism in Eukaryota, Metazoa, Chordata, Actinopteri, Moronidae.